AUGAACCAAUUAGAUCAAACAACUUACACCACUCCGCACACACACACACAUACACACACACCAAUACUGGGUGCAACAAUACAACAACAGAGGAGAAGACUGCGAGAACAACAAAAAAGAAUUCUUUACGAGCCUCGCUCCGGUGCACGGUCAUCAAGUCAGCUCGUUCAACAUUCAAGAGGCAUCGAUGAUAAUAUUCAUUCAUUUGAUCAAACCGCCGACGAUGUCGAGGACGGAGAUGCAGACGACGAUGGAGACGACUUUCAUUAUGGGCCUGGGUCUCCAGACCUCGUCCCCAGUAGUCCCCCAUCCGAGCUCCAUCGCCAUCCACCUCCGUCUACUGGGAGGCCGCCCAAACGCAGUCGAAAACCAAGUCAGGAACCAAGUCGGUGGUUCCAGGGAAGUACAAAAACAUAUUGCCAAAGUAGCAGCAACAGGCAAAGCAACUACGGCAACAUCAUCGACCAACAACAGCAACACGAGAAAUCUCAACAGCAGCAUUAUGCAUCAUUACACUGGGAGAAACAAGGGCAAGGGGCACACGAAAGGUUUGGGCAAGCUCCAGACGACGGCGAGGCGAAGAUGCUGACCAAGACGGAAGGCGAAGAUGAGGAUGAGAUGUGGGGGCCUCAAGCGGGGAAUGCUGGAGGAGGAUGGUGA
Molecule: messenger RNA, 660 nt
Organism: Drosophila teissieri
Lineage: Eukaryota; Metazoa; Arthropoda; Insecta; Diptera; Drosophilidae
Source: RefSeq, a predicted model, not a curated record